This is a messenger RNA of Motacilla alba alba, 5572 nucleotides long. RefSeq names its product inversin (gene INVS). The record is from RefSeq and is a predicted model, not a curated record. The transcript is spliced from 14 exons. Gene Ontology annotation, biological process: protein localization to ciliary inversin compartment. Bases 1448 to 4225 code for a protein of 925 amino acids. Lineage: Eukaryota; Metazoa; Chordata; Aves; Passeriformes; Motacillidae. Gene Ontology annotation, molecular function: protein binding. Gene Ontology annotation, cellular component: ciliary inversin compartment.
ACAUCUAUAUGUGCUUAAUAACAGAGUAAGUUAAUAACAAGUUUAAAUGAAAAAGUAAUUUAGCUAUGCUGUGAAGUUGAUGAUAGAGGAAUGUUGUUAUUAUGUAAUCAAUCUAUUGACUGAAUUUUUUGUUGAGUAUAAAUACAUUUUUGUGGUGGUGGUGCACUGAGUUUAAUCCUGUAGUAAGGGCUUCUCUCCAAAUUGAAGUGCUUUUCUUCUUUGUCUUGAAGUGACAGAGCUUCACAGCACAGACACAGCAGAGCUCACAGUCUUCCUCUCCUUUCUUAGCUGCUUUUUGCCAUAUUACCCAGUACCAACUCUAUUGUCUAAGCAUCACGUUUGAUUCUCAUUCCUUUCUAGGUCUUCUAACUUUACAAUUUUUCACAUUCCAUAUUGUAUUUCUGAUUAAUGUACCCACAGAUUGAAAAUUUCUGUCAUCUUGCGCCUUAACAUGUAAUUGCGUUUUUAAGUUUGCGAAAACGCUGUCUUGUGGUGAUAGCAGUAUGAAAGGCAAGUGUCCGUGUCAUUGUUGCUUCCCCAUUUUUAAUCACAUCCAACCAAACCAUUUCUCUUUGCUUUCUCUAAGCACCAUGCCAUUGCCUAGACAGCAGUGAGAUAUCAGUGUCUGCUUUCACACUACCUUUGGUGCCUGCUGGCUGAGUUAUGAAAACCAACACUGCUGUUGUUUCUCUCUUGUUAUCUUUAACACUGUGGAAGAAUUCCCUAGAAAAUUAUUUUUUCUCUAGUAUCCCACUUUGAAUUCUCCAGUGCUGCUUUACAAAACCUUGACAAGAGUUUAGCUUCUAGUUUUAUCGAGAUCACAGUCUAUGGUACUGAAAAAUACUGUCUUGUUUUUCUGUACUCUGCCCUCUGGCUGUGGCCAAAUAUUGUCUUCUGUUUAUAAAUUCUUAAAAUUAAGGAUCAUCUUUCUGUUUGAUAUUUUUAUAGUACAUAGUCCUUUGGUAUUGUCAAAAUAAACAAUUACGAAAAGAGCUCAGCUGAAUGCUGAGAAAGUAGGUUGGGUGUGCAGAGAUGACAGCUGGGCACAAAUUUGUUAUAUCUGAUAUUGAAAUCCAUGAAAUACAGCCAAAACAGAACUCAACAUACGUAGAAAGUAAAUGUGUGAAGUAGAGAGAAACCCUAAUCUGGAGAUCCUCUCAUGGUCAACUUCCUUUUCCACCUUCCUAGAUUGUGCUUGUUAUGUGAAAAACAUUGGGAAGAUUUAAGGAGAAAAGCACAACAUAAGGUUCCAUUAUUAUGAUGGAAGCAACUGCUCAGUACUCACUGUCUAUUUUGUAUCUCUUCUCUUUAUUUAUUCUUCAUGGCAUGGACAACAGGAAAGGUGCCUGAGGACUGGAGGAAAGCCAGUGUGACUCCAGUGUCUUGAGAAAGGGCCAGAAGGACAACCCAGGAAACCACAGGUAUCACCUCAAUCCCUGGAAAGGUGAUGGAACAGCUCCUCCUGGAUGUCAUCUCUAAGCAUGUGAAGGAAAAUAAGGAAGCUGCACCUACGGAGUCUCUGCUGAACUGGCAGGACUAUGAAGGACGAACUCCUCUUCACUUUGCUGUUGCAGAUGGGAAUGUAGCAGUUGUGGAUGUCCUGACCUCCUACGAGGGCUGCAAUGUGACAUCUUACGACAACUUGUUUCGAACUCCCCUCCACUGGGCAGCCUUACUUGGUCAUGCACAGAUUGUCCAUCUCUUACUGGAAAGAAAUAAGUUUGGAACAAUCCCAUCUGAUAGUCAAGGUGCAACACCCCUACAUUAUGCAGCACAGAGCAACUUUGCUGAAACAGUUGAAGUAUUUUUGAAACAUCCUUCUGUAAAAGAUGACUCAGAUCUUGAGGGAAGAACCUCCUUCAUGUGGGCAGCUGGCAAAGGCAGUGAUGAUGUCAUUAGGACUAUGCUGACUUUAAAAUUGGAUAUUGAUAUCAACAUGACAGACAAAUAUGCCGGCACAGCAUUACACGCUGCCGCCCUUUCUGGCCACGUCAGCACAGUGAAACUGCUGCUGGAGCACAAAGCGCAGGUAGAUGCUCUGGAUGUGAUGAAACACACCCCGCUCUUCCGAGCCUGUGAGAUGGGCCACAAGGAAGUGAUUCAAACACUCAUUAAAGGAGGAGCAAGAGUAGAUUUGGUUGACCAGGAUGGGCAUUCACCCCUUCAUUGGGCAGCCCUGGGAGGAAAUGCUGAUGUGUGCCAAAUCCUGAUAGAAAAUAAAAUCAACCCCAAUGUGCAGGACUAUGCAGGCAGAACACCUCUGCAGUGUGCUGCUUAUGGAGGCUACAUUAACUGCAUGGUAGUGUUGCUGGAAAACAAUGCAGACCCAAAUAUUCAGGAUAAAGAGGGCAGAACUGCCCUGCACUGGCUCUGUAACAACGGCUACCUUGAUGCUAUAAAGUUACUGCUGGGCUUUGAUGCUUUCCCCAAUCACAUGGAGAACAGCGAGGAGAGAUAUACUCCACUUGAUUAUGCCUUGCUUGGUGAACACCACGAAGUGAUUCAGUUCAUGUUAGAACAUGGGGCUUUGUCUAUAGCUGCCAUUCAGGAUAUUGCUGCUUUCAAAAUUCAGGCUGUCUACAAAGGAUACAAAGUUAGAAAGGCUUUUCAAGAGAGGAAGAAUCUUUUAAUGAAACAUGAACAGCUGAGAAAAGAUGCUGCUGCCAAGAAACGUGAAGAGGAAAGUAAGAGGAAAGAAGCCAAGCUGCAGAAAGGGAUGCAGAACGUGGAACAAAGCAAGUUUCAGGUACAACAGAGUCCUGCAAAUCGGGAGAAGGCCACCAGUGUCCCAAGGUUACCCAGCAAAGCAGCUGACACGCAGAGCAAGAGGCUUCUGUCCCUCAAUGCUUCACAGAUCCAGCCAGGGAGAAACAGCAGAGGUUCACCUAAAGCUGGUCAUGAGAAAGGGACCCCAAAGGAGAGCUGUCUGUCAGCAGAGCCUCAGAGCGAAGGCCAUAAGAUCAGGCAAGAUUCAUUGAGGAAACACACCAAAAGCAAGUCAAGUUGUGUCCAUUUCCACUGUGGCAAAGCAAACGAGGGAACGAAAGCUGAAGUGAAACCUCAGGUUGCAGCUGCUGCGGAGCCGGACGGAGAAAAGCACAAGGAACAUGCUGCUGACACAACGGAUGCCUGUGCUCGGAGGAGCAGGAGGCUUUCUGCUUCUGCCUGCAGGACUGCCAGUGCUGGGGAGAGGCUGAAGGAUCCAAGUCAGCCUCCCUCUGGCAAGAGGGACCACGGUGAAGGAAGGGCUGUGUUCUUCUGCGGUGUCGCUUGUACCGGUGCAAUGGCACAAAACUCAAAGCUGGGUGAAGCUUCUUCCAAAGGCAAAAGGCACCCACAGAAAGCCAGAAAUAAAGAGGUAAAUGAUAAGAGAUGUUCACCAGCUGGUUCUAGUAGACCAGGAAGUGCCAAAACAGUGUUUGUAAGCACCAGAAAUGACAGCCUGCAUGCUGUAGAACAAACUGUCAAAGUGGGAAACAAUGAAAUAGCAAAAAAGACCUCUUCAUUAUUGUAUGCUGAGGCAGAACCUACCAGGACUGUGCCAAGAAACCCAAUAGCAUGUUCUGCUUCUGAUGACGGUUUGAACUUGGAAAAAACAGGCAUAAUUGGAUCCAGGAAUGCAGAUGAUCAGUUAUGUUCUGUUCCAUGGCAAAGCACAAAUAUUGAACUAAUCCCUUUAGAGAUUCGAAUGCAGAUCAUAGAAAAAGAAAGGAAAAGGAAAGAGCUUUUUCGAAAGAAGAACUACGCUGCCACGGUCAUACAGAGGACGUGGAGAAGUUACCAGCUAAGACAGGAGUUGUUUCAGCUCCUUAGUGCGAAGCGGCACUGCAAGGAAGAUGAAGACAAAUGGAGACAAGAGGCAGCUGCCUUCUUCAUUCAGGUUGCUUGGAAGAAGCAGCUGAACCAUAGCCCUCUGAAAUCAGUUCCUUCAUGUAAAAAUCUGAAAUCUGUAAACAAAACCAGCUCAGCCAUAAAAACCAGCAAGCAGUCCAUCCUAAAGCAGAUAUAUGGGCGUUCUCAGGAAGGCAAAAUGUGUCAGUCAACAAGACCUCCUUCUAAGCUGAAACUUUCUGAUGUGCAGCUGGUCUCAGGAAGGUUUAGUGCCCAGCUGGGAAUUUGGUGUUCCUGGCUGUGCCACACCUCAGUCAGACAGGCCACAGCUAGGUGGGAACACUGCAACUGCUUCAAGGAGUCAGAAGUUCAGGUAAUUUGCAAAGGAAAGUAAAAUACAUUUUCCAAGUAGUUUAACACAACUCCGAAGUCAGAAGGAAAUCUGACAGUGGAUCUAUCCUGGAGUUUGUUAAAACUGUAGGUGAAUUUCUGCCUCACUGAGAAGAGACAGAGGCCUUUUUCUUUCACUGUCUGGGAACUGUUUUAAUUAAGAGGCAUGACCAGACAGGUGUUUGAUUGCCACCUCUUUGUGCAGAUACGAAUCUAAAUUUUAAAAGAGCUUUUAGCUCUUUUCGUUUAACUUUUCAGGACAACAGAUCUCCCUGUCUUCUGAAAUCAAAAGGCUUUCUCUUGAGGCUGGAGUGGCCUUUGCUUUCAUAACUUGGUGACGAAUAGGUUAGUGAUAGGAACUCUGCCCAGUUCCUUUAGAACACUACCUACUUUUAUUCACCUAAUAGGAGCUCAGGGAACUUUAGCCCUUACUUAAAAGACAAUAACAUGUUUUUCAUCUGCCUGCCUUUGUGCAUGACAACAUUACGUUUGUUGGAAAAGUUCAGAGCUGUCAGUGGCUAAUGCCAGAUACUCCGUUUCUGACGUAGGUGCCUGGAGUAGGUCAGAAUGGACUGUUCAGUUUCAUUCUUCCCUUGCAGAAGGUACAUCUGGGAAGGUGAAGGCUGACUGUCAGCCCGAGUUUUAAUGCUCACGGAGCUCGUGGAAGAAGCGUGCGGUGACAAAUGCGUAAUGGGGAUUGACACCCAACUCAGUCAAACGCUUUGGAAGGGGGGAUACACAGAGGGUGUGCAAAGAAAAUGUUCAGUAAGGAAGGUGACAGGUAGAAAAGGGGUGGGUUAUACAGGCAUGGGGUAAGUGCUUUGGAAUGUUCUGGCAAAUAGGCCCCUUAAGAUUGUUACCAUUAAAACAUUUCAGAACUUGAAAUUUGUGAUUUUCCUAGUUUGUUUGGCUUUUUGAAAUUAAAUAGAUUCCUGUUGUCAAUUCAGGAAGUGGCACUUAAAGAGGUGCUCUGCAGCAGAACCAGACAGCCUGGUUCUUUACUUCACUGUGGACAUUAAAGUGUGUUCAGAGUUGCAAAGGAGCAGGGUUUGCAACUCUUGGCAUUAAAAGGAUAUCCUUAAGAUGUGCUGAGUUCACACCCUCAAUGAAACAUUUGGAUUUGCACUUGGGAUGACCCUUUAUCCCAUUCUAGCUUGGGAUAAAGCAUUGGAAUGUUUGGAGCUAAUCUUUACAAACCUGGGCAAGGAAAACACGUCUAUUAUUUGUAGCACAUUAAAAAAACAUUGCAUGAGCAAUUCAGAGCACUGGCUUUAGCCUCUGGACUAGUUUCGCUGACUUUCUAGAAAGAGCCCCCUGCCCAUCUCAUGUUGUUAAAGAUUGCUCAACACAA